CCAAAUUUACGCUGAUUAUAAAAAACACUUGAAUUUUAGCGCGCACCUGUUCAGGAUGGAGAUGAGUGAGGAUGAGGAUCUGGCCACAGACAAAGAAAUGAAUGACACUCAAGAUCUUCCUGGUUCUGACAAUCCAGAGAAUGAGAUCACUAUGUCCUGUGUUAUAACCAACACCAUCAUAGGCAUAGACAUGAUAAAUGGGGAUGACCAGGGGAGACAACCCACCAACCUCGGCGCGACCUUAGUCAGUCGGUCAGUCCUGAACAGCUGUCUGGACAGUCUCAGACCAGUGUUGAAUGAACACCUGGAUUUCCUGCCAAAAAGCUAUACAUUUUGUACCAAACAAGGUUGGUCAAUUAGCAAGACUUUGGAGAACUCUAUAAUGGUCAGAAGUAUCUUAUCAGAUGAUGGAACAAUCUGUAUACAGCCGAGCCAUGAUAAACCAAAAGUUGGAAUCAAGUCUAAGAAUGGAGAACCCGUAGGGUUUGUGUUUGUGGAAUACACAUGCACUCUGGCAUCAGUCAGAGACAUCAUUCAAAACCAGCUAUUUCCCAGAGGAGAUAGAGUGAGCAGUAGAGGUGAGGAGGGAUUCCUGUUCCUCGACCCUAACGGCUAUCCAGUGUCAGGUGGUCAGGAGGCCACACUGACCUUGUUUGACAUCCUCCUUGGUAACUGUGUCCUUGUGUCCAUCAACAUGACCAGCGGUCUAGAUCUGGUAAGGUCAGAACUGACCUCCCCGGAGUACGAGCCACCUUGUAAACGACCUAGAUUUAUGGGGUCGUCCCCAUUAUCUUUCCGCUCUGUCAAGGACAGUUCACGGUGUUUGGAGUCUCCUCAAGGUGGCGCUGUGAGUUCCAAACAAAUACUCAUCAGCUAUGUUAGGGCCGAGGCAGCUCAGCAUGCUGUGGAGCUAAAGAACCAGUUAUCUGACCUUGGCUGUAGUGUCUAUUUGGAUGUUGAUGAAAUACAAUCUGGUGUUGACUGGCAGGACUCGUUAAACUAUGCUGUCAGUAACUGUGAGAUAUUCGUACCCCUGGUGACACCUGUCUACGGAGAAACACAGUGGACUAACAGAGAGGUGAAGCUUGCUGAUGUUUUAGGUAAAUUUAUUUUACCUGUCAACUUCCUGGAAGAAUGGCCACCACGCUGUCUAGCUAUCCAGUUUGCUACGACACAGUAUAUAGCUUGGAAAACUCCCACACAGAUACAGACAGAGCUAGCUGAGGGUCGUGGAGAGUCUGUGAAUGAUUUCCAGAUAUGGGACAGGAAGUACAUUUCUUUGGUGGCAUCGAAAGUGGCUGAAAGGGUCACUCAAGGCUGGCAGUCAUCCAGAGUUCCUUCCCUUGUCAGGAGGAAAACCAUUGUGAAAAGCUGUGCCAUGGUGAGUCGUUCAAACCCACAAGCCAUCACAUCUAAUCGGGAUGGUCGUCCUUUGAUCGUCGUUUGUCUUCACCCAGAGCAGCGGGAACAGGGAUGCCAGCUGAAGGAUUGGCUACAGGAACAGGGAUUUGAAGUCCUGUUGUCAACAGAGCUUGACAUCUCCUGUCCCGAUUCUUUACCAUCAAGUCCCACAGUGAGGCUGUCACAGAGUAGCCAGACUAGUUUGUGUGAGGAGGAACAAGACAACAAUGCUGUGUUCCAGGAGAAAGCUGACGAUGCUGGAGUCAUCCUGGCCAUCUUGUCUCAACAGUUUGGGGCCUCACGGACGUGUCAACAGCAGGUGUACUAUUGUGAGCACAGAAAACGACUGAUCGCCCUGACAACGCUAGAUAAAGAUACUCAUGAGUUUCCCCUCUGGGUAAACAUGCUGAUAGGAAAGGAACCCUGGCUGAAUAUCCAAAGAGAUAACUUCCAAAUGGAUCUAUUGAGAAGAAUCAAGAAUUGCCUCGACCCUGAUGAGAACCGUGACCAGACCAAUGUGAAUCAGGAUACAAAGAUGUCACAAAGGGUGUGCUCCUUGAGAAGAAAUAUCCACAGUCAGUUCUGUGUGUGUGUGAUGCUAGGAAAUACAUCAGAAUCUGGGUCAACCAAGGUGUAUAGGUCUGUGUUGUCACAUCUGGCCUGUUUGGAGGAUGUUACUAUAGUAACAUGUAGUAACCAUGGAGAAGGAGAUGUCAACGGUCACAGAUCUAGAGUUGGAGAUCUUCACCAACAGUACAGUGUCCUUACUGUUUCUCCAGACAAACAGGGAAAAGGGAAAGAUGUGAAUAAAGACAAGAUGUCGACCGUACCUUGUGGAGCGACUGAGCAGGAGAGGGAUGCAGCAGUGGCCGGGGUGUGUGACCUGUGUGUACUGGUGUAUGGUGAUCUGUCCAUGGAGCAGUUGGUACGAGAGUUCCUGUGGAACGACCGAACAGUGGUCCCUGUCCUCAGUCCGUUACUGGCCGGUACACUGACCAGGAUACACCAGGUACCUCCAGGACUGAUACUUCGAGAAUGGUCAGUUUUAAGUGACCAGUCUGCCACAGCUGACAAAAUUGGACCAGUGGUCAAGACAAUUACUCGGACACUGCUGACUCAGAAUUCCAAUCCACACCGAACCAGCACUGCCAGGAAAGCAAGUCCAUUUAAAGCUCCACAAGGAAAGGUGACAUCACCAAACAAAAUUAAAAACACCUCCCCACAAGGUCAAAAAUCAGGUCAAAAGGUCACACUUUCCAGCCAACCAACUGUCAUUCUAUGACGAUUGUUGUUUUUAAUGCAUUACGGGCAGGUUUCCAGCAAGUAUAACUUUUCAGCAAUCACAGAAAAUGUCACAUUGUUUUCCCAGUUGAAAAGACAUAUCACUGCUUGUGUAAAGACUUUAUCUGAUAGAGUUAACACAAACUAUAUAAAGAUAUAGAAAUACUCUGUAUAAAUGUCUGGGCCAAAAGGGAACCUGUAAAACUGUAAAAAAUGUUUGUUUGGUUGUUAAAGUGAAUGGAGGAACUUCAUUUUUGUAUACAAACUCGUUGCAUUUUACUAUUAAUUUGAAAACAAAAGUAGCUUAAAAGAUUCUACAAACAUCAACAGUAACGAAAGGUUGGUAUGGCAUUGUCCACCUACCUGGUAAUAUGUUACCUUUUGUCUAGACAGCUGACAGCUUAGUUGCUAUUUCAUUUUCUUUAAAAAUUGUAGGAUUUACCAUCAUUAAAGGAGCUAUUUAGUCAAAUAACACCCAUAAAAUCAAUGAGAUACUGAAAAAAUCUACCUCCUUACGAAACUUUAUGUAGUUGAUAAUGACAUGACUUGAAGCCAACGUCUAGUGUAAUCAGUUUUCUUUUGGAAAAGCCAGUGGUAAGUAUAGCUAGAACCGAAAUAGUGCAAUUUUUUCGUGGGAAGUAAACAUGUAAAGUACCACACUGUCAACUGACAACACAGUGUCAGUGAGUCUGAUUUCGCAUUUACACAGCACAUCACAAGCAAGAAUAACAAGUAUCAUAUUUUAUGAAUCUAAUGAGAUAUUUGUGUUCACAGUUGGAUUGAGCAUGCAAGAAGUUUUCGUAGGGAGAAUUUCAAACUGCACAAAGUACAAUAUGAUUAGGAUUAAAUAUAAAACUCAUUUAUAGUGAUAAUUGAAAUGUUGUUUAGAAGAUGCUUUUAAUUGAGAAUAUAUGCCAGUACUUGCAUUCCAAAGUAGUUAACUAAAUACAGCACAAAACCUAAUUUCCUUGGUUGGAAAGACAUAUUUGUUAGUUAGAAGUUCAUGGGCAGCUGCCUCUGAAACGUAUGGUUGUAUAGUUAAUGAUUUCUUCAUUGCAGAUUAAGAACGUCGAGAAAACAUUGUCUAUAUUAUUUAGAAUUUUGUGAUCAGAUUAUAAAAAAACUUUCAUCACUAAAUUGUCCCCUUAAAAGCUUUUGUAUGUCAAGUGUAUUGGACAUAUUUAUGUGAUAAUUCUUUCCAGAGUUACUGCCCUUUGUGUUUACCACCAGCAUAUGUAAAUGUGCAUGUGUGUAUUAUUAUAAAGCCCUUACCAACCCUCUGCAUCAAAGCUAGAGGGCAUGGAAUACUGUCUCUUUGCCUACCUGCUUGCAUCAAUUUUAUGAAACUUUACUGAGUUGUGACCCUUGUUUUUCAUAAGCAUGACAAAGCCUUGUCCAUUCAGCUAUUCAGAAGGUACAAGAUGGAGGCAAAACAUUGUAAAAUUUCUUCUUCAUCAUUUGUACCUGUGAAUGUGUAACAGCCUCAUUUCAAUCCCCUUUUUAACAAGACUGUUUUAACUUUUUUGAUGACAUUAUACCCCCCUUUGGCUGAAGUCGGUUUAUAUACUGUUUGUUUCGUCCAUUUGUCCGUCACUUUUUUUUAUAAGAACAGUUAUGCGAGGAGCAAAAAUAUAUCUGACGCUUCCAGUUAAAUCUAGCAAUCUUAUAUAUGCAUUAACUUAACCCUCUUUCAAAAUCAAAUUAUAAAAAGUCAUUUACUUUAAUGCAGCCCUACUUGGUAUAUGUUACUACAGUGCAUUAGAGCACUUUGAAUACUUUUUCUUCCAUUAAAUUGAAAUAAGAAGGAUAAGGCAGUAUGGAUGAUAGCUAUAAAAGUAUGAAAGCAAGCAGGGUAAGUUCUAUCGCUCAUAUAUCUAGUUCUAGGAUCUAUGUAUAUGGAUGUACAGGGGUAUUUUGAGCUAAGAAUUCUGCUUACAGUUUUAGUUUGAUAAGAUCUGAUUUUUGAUCGGUUAGUUUAAGCUUAGAAGGCUCUACCACAAUCAUGUAAAUGUGCAAUUAACAUUCCUCCUAUUUGCUCCGACAGUUUUAUUAGUUUGUUAAAUCCCUUCCUUUAUUUCCACAAGGAUAUGUGUGUAUGUACCUGUGUGGUCAUCUUGUUAAUUAUUUAAAACGAGUUUAAUGGGUGAUGUUGUUGUAGAUAUAUUUUAAGUUGACUUGAGUAACAUGUAUAAAAAAUGUUCACUUCAGAGUUGUGCACUGCCAUGAGUUACCUUAAAACUGUCUCAGCUUGACCUUUAUUGGGACCAGGAAAAUUAUUGUUAACUGGGUGUUCUGUUACUGUUAACUUAACAUUACGACAUGUAUUCAGUGUGUCAAGACCAAGAUAGUAGACUUGAUUAGGUUCUACUGUUUAUAUAUAUGGUGUUGAUCUAAUACUGUUUUAGUUUAGAUUUGUUAAUUAUUUGAACUUCUGCAUUGAUGAUUUCCACAAUCUUACAAAUCUGUAUAAAAAAAUCAUUCAUGUCGGGUACCACUGCAGAUUUAAAAAUUCAUUGUUUUAUUCAUUAAGUUUCUUAUUUCUACUAUAUGUUUAUUAAGUUUCUUGCUUCUUUUAGUAGUUUAAACAUCUGUUUCUUUUAAUUUAAUAUUGUUAAUCUUACAUUUGAAUCUGACAUUAAUAUUAAAUGUGACUCCAUCUCCAUAACAACACGUAUGUAUAUAGCAGGUUUUCUACGCAAGUUUUACUGGUUAAUAUUCCCUUUUUUUUCCACUUUGAAUUCUAUUGAAUCUAAUUAAAUGUAUUUGUAUAUUUAAGCAUAUUUUCAAUUUUUUGAUGAUUGCUUUAAUUUGUUGAGUUUAUACAUGUAUAAACAUUUUUUUCUGUUUAUCAGAUUUAUUAAAUCAAGUUAUUUAUUAUAAAAUCAUGUUUCUUGAUAGUGAGCCAAAUCAAGAAUUUUUCAUUCUUUAACAAUGUUAUUUAAAAGGCUGGCAACAGUCCAUAGUAAUGCCAUGUACAGCUUAUCUUUGUCAGAAAGACCUUCCUUAAUCGGUUUACUUCUUACCCACUAUUUAUAAGUAGCCAAGUGAUUAUAGGGUUCUUUUACCCAUUCUGUUCUCAUUCUUGAGACUUAAAUUUCUUAAUUUUCUAAAUUUGAAGUUUAUACAAAUGUUUGGUAGAGAAUGCUUUUUGUUUACAUUUCAUGGUGCUGCAACCAAUAUUUCUGCCUCAAAUUCAUUAUAUGUUGUAAAUACUAUAUACUUUCUGAUUUGUAACACACAUAUCCUAUUUUAGUGUAUGAUAUGUAUGUAACCAUCCUUGAUACUCCAUUGAUUACGCUCACUUUUGCUCUCUGCACCCCGGGAAUAUAUAUCAUAGCAAAAUCAAAGGCACAAUGUGCACCGCCUUGUGGAUUAGAGGAUCAAUGAGAAGAUAAGUUUGGUCCUUACAUCAAAAGAUUCUGUUGGUUGCAUAACGGUAAGUGAAAUUGAAUGGCUUUGAGAGUGCUCCUCUGUUAUCUUCAAAGGACAGGUGUCAGCCUAGCGAUUAGUUAGUUUUUUUACCCGAGACCAAUCAAAUAGCUAGCCGAUGCCUUCAAUUUUGCUAUGGCAUAUUUCAGGGGGGUGUAACCCCGGAGUAUCAAGGAUGGUAUGUAACAGCCUGACAGAUUUGAUAGGAACCAUUCCUGUAUGAUCAGAUUUUAUUUACUGCUCUCUGUUUUAUUUAUAACAUUCUUUUUUUUAAAUCCAUGAAAUCCAUGAUAUGUAUAUUCUGUUUUGUUAAUCAGUGUUAGAAUUUACCUGUUAUAUACAUUAUUUAUGAUCUACAUGUCAUUACCUGUGUUGAGGUUUGGUUUGGAACCAACAACAAUAGUUUCAUUUUGUCAAACCUAUAAUUUGUAUUUAAUAUGUUGUAGAUUAAUCAGAAUGAUUUGUGUCAAAGAAAAGAACUGUCAUGUUGUGUUCCUUGUCCAUGAUAAAUUAUUAAUGAGAAAUUUAUUUGUUAUAAACUAUUUUCUUGUCCACAUUAUAUAUGUAUAUGAUAUUAGAUA
Molecule: messenger RNA, 6692 nt
Organism: Mizuhopecten yessoensis (Yesso scallop)
Lineage: Eukaryota; Metazoa; Mollusca; Bivalvia; Pectinida; Pectinidae
Exons: 20
Coding region: 56-2683 (875 amino acids)
Biological process (GO): signal transduction
Source: RefSeq, a predicted model, not a curated record